Messenger RNA from Chilo suppressalis (striped riceborer), 2920 nucleotides. The record is from the annotation of a GenBank genome assembly. NCBI's taxonomy places the organism in Eukaryota, Metazoa, Arthropoda, Insecta, Lepidoptera, Crambidae.
UAAGGAUAAAAAUGAAAUGAGGCUUUAAAGUCUUCCUCUCAAGCCACAUAAAUUGGGAAAAAAAUACUGUCAAAUUGACAAUGUACGUCAAAUAAAUGUCAAACUAUGUCAAACAAAAAAUGGUCAGUUGGUUAAAAAUCGCCGCUGUUUGUUCUCGUUCUCCAGUUAUCCAGCAUUAUUUUCAAGAGUCCUCAUCAAUAAUGGGUAGUUCAUUCUCAAGAUCUUAUUCUCCUAAUAGUUGUGGCAAUAGGGGAGUUGCUGAAUCAGGUGGGACUGGCACAAUAUCUCGCAUGGACUCGACUACACACUAUGUUGAAUCAGUAGUAUGCAAUGAAAAUGACCUGAAGGAUAACGAAAUGAAGGUCUUCGAAGUUGGCGAGUCCGGAAGGGUUCUUCUUAUCAAACAGAAAGGCGAAUUUAGUGCUGUUGGGACAAAAUGUACGCACUACGGAGCGCCAUUGGUGUCCGGUGCAUUAGGUGAUGGUCGAGUGAGAUGCCCUUGGCACGGAGCAUGCUUUAACAUCAAAACUGGGGAUAUUGAAGAUUUCCCUGGCUUUGACUCAUUGCCAUGUUACCAAGUCACGGUUGGUGAAAAGGGCGAAGUUAAGGUACGUGCAAAAGUAAGCGAUUUAAAAUCAAACAAACGAAUCAAGGAUAUAGGCGUUGCAGCGCCUGUAUGUGACGGAGCCGUCGUGGUGAUCGUUGGCGGAGGGCCGUCCGGUGCCACGUGCGCCGAGACCCUGCGCAGCGAGGGUUACCAGGGUCGAAUCACGAUAGUCUCCAAGGAGCCCUACUUACCUUACGACAGGACCAAGGUCUCUAAAAUCGGUGCCGCAUCCAAUAUCGAGACCCUCCAAGCUAGAUCUCAAGAAUAUUACCAAAAUGCCAACAUUGAAAUCCUUAGAAACACUGAAGCCACAAAAGUAGAACCAGAUGAGCGGUUAGUGCACCUCAAUGAUGGCACCAAAAUACGUUACAGCGCUCUGUAUUUAGCAACCGGAUCUGCACCUCGAAAACCGGAUAUUCCUGGAAUAGAUUUAAAAAACGUUUUUACUGUUAGAGAUUACGAAGACAAUACGAAUAUACUCAACACUUUAGGCGAUAACAAAGAUAAGAAUGUUGUCGUCUUGGGGUUAAGCUUUAUAGGAUUGGAAACUGCCUCAUCUUGCAAUGAAAAAGCUAAAUCGAUGACUGUCGUCGGUAAAGACUUCGCUCCAUUGGGUCAAAUAUUUGGAAGAGAAAUUGGACAAAGCCUUGGAAAACUAUUUGAAGAUAAAGGAGUUAAAUUCGAGUUUGAUACCACAAUUACGAAAUGUAACGGUGAGAACGGCAUGAUAAAGUCCGUGGAGCUCGCCAACGGAACUACGCUACCAGCGGAUGUUCUCAUUUUGGGCGUGGGAACGACAUUCUAUACGAAUUUCCUACGUGAUAGCGGUAUUGAAAUUACACCCACAGGUUCGGUUAACGUGAACGACAGGUUGGAGACAAACAUUAAAAAUAUUUACGCAGGUGGCGACAUUGCUAACGCACCAGUAUUCGCAAAGAAUAAUACACAGAUGAGUAUCGGCCACAUAGGACUUUCACAGUAUCACGGGCGCGUUGCCGCAUUAAACAUACUAAAAAAAGAAACGAAGUUGAAAACAGUACCUUAUUUCUGGACGACAGUAUUUGGGAAAUCCAUUCGUUACGCAGGCUGCGGAAAGUCUAAUAGUACUUUAGUUGAUGGUGAUGUAGAUGGACUUAAAUUCGUCAUUUUCUUUUUUGACGAAUCGGAUAAAGUUAUUGCAGUGGCUUCUUGCAUGAGAGAUCCGAUUGUAUCCCAAUUCGCUGAACUACUGUAUCAGGGUAAAAGCCUUUAUAAGAAGGAUCUGAAAGCUGAUGAUCUCUAUGCUUGGACGAAAAAUAUUAACUAAUUUUUUAUACAGCCUUUUGCAUAAAAUUGUACAAUAAUAAGUCGGAUUAUAUAAUUUGCCUCUUGUCCAGCAUUUUAUGUGCCACUUUGGUGGGCACAAAUAUUGUUAGGUAGGUAAAAAAUAGUUAUUUAUUUUCUUUAUAAACCCUACAUUUUAGGUCACUUAAAGUUAAAAGAUAGUUUUAAAAUAUUUUUACCAAUCACAGAAAUAGUAAUCAAUUUUAUUCAAAUGGAAAAACAGAUAAUGCUCAAUUUACAGCAUAAAGCAUAAUCUUAUUUACUUGUCUCAAGUUCUGUCGCAAAAUUGCUUUAUAUACAUGGUGUAUAAUACAAUGUUACAGUACAGCUGCUGAAAUGGAUUGAAGUGUUAAUGUAGGUAUUAUUACAUUGAUAAUUAAAUUAAAAAAGUAUUUCGUUUUGUAGUUAUUAAAAUCCAAAUCACAUAAUAUUAAUAACUUUAACUGUUCAGUAAUAUAUUGAUGCUUUGACACAUAAGUAAAAUAGCUGUUUUAAAUACCUUGAAAUUCUUUUAUGAGUUGAGAGGUAUAUUGUUAUAGAAAAAAAAGAAUAAAAUUUAAUGUAACUCCGUUGUUAUGUGUAUGUUUCAUACACAAUAUCCCAUUUAAUCAGCUAUUCCAUAGUUUUGUACAUCCUGUAUACAAUGGUGACGAUUCAUGAUUCUCUAAACCUAAUUUGACAACAGUGUAUCCUUGUCAUUCUCAAUACAGAAUGAACAGGCUUGACUGAUGUUAAAUUUCGUUUUCAUUUAAAGAAUCAUGCCAACAUCGACACCAUUAUCUCGUAUGGAAAAGAUUAAAUAAUUAUUUAUCUGUCCAUUUAAUACAUAAGAGUCAUUUGUAUGCUAUAUCUAACAACUGCAAGAUACUUUUACACUAUCGUUUUCUGUGAGACAAAUAGAUUCUAAAGUUCCAUAAGGGGUUAAUUUAUGGAUUCAGACAUUCAGUUCAAGUCCAUUGUGGUUUAUAUACUGUGAAGUAUUAAUAAUAA